Molecule: messenger RNA, 1257 nt
Organism: Effrenium voratum
Lineage: Eukaryota; Dinophyceae; Suessiales; Symbiodiniaceae
Source: the annotation of a GenBank genome assembly
AUGGAGGUUACUACAUCAGCGCCAGAGACUACUCUGACGCCAGACGUCAUAACCGACAAGAUGCCGCUGCGCCGGAUCGAUGCCCUCCGGCAGGCCUUGCAGCAACUCAUCAACCAACAACAGUCCAGUGGAGCGGUGUCAGAUACCUACUCCCUCGUCACCUUUUCCAACUCCACCUAUCAGGCUCGAAUACUUUGCCGCCGUGCCUCCGAUGUCAAAGAGGCGCUGAGCAGGCCAGAGGAUUUCCAGCCGUCUGGGCACAUACACUAUGAGUCGCUGGUGAAUGCCUUGCCGCAGUUUUUGGCGCCUGGGAACAAAGUUCAGGUGGUGUUCUUGUCCGAUGGCUGCCCGUCAGCGCUACAAGCGCACGUUCUCCCAGAGCUUCAGCUGCUUGCAGCGAAGCAUUUGGGCUUGACGAUCCACACAGUUGGGCUUGGACUGUGUGACUUCAUGAUUCUUCAGCAAGUUUUGCAAAUUGGCCGAGGGACAUUUAGCCAAGCGAGUUAUGAAAUGGACAACCUGGUCAACACAUUCACCACCCUCAGCCAUACCAUCACUGUCACACGCCAGAUUGCCCGCAAUGAGCGGACUGUGCGUGCUGUUGCGUUCGACAGUGCUCGACGGUACGGCAAGACACCUGUAUUUGCAUUGAAGCGCUGGAGCGAGGCAGAGCGUGUCAAGUUCACACUCGCGCACGGCACGUUGAAAGAAGUGGGCCGCAAGAAGUGCCUUGUUGCCAUGCACCAGAACCCAAUCAUGCAAGGUGCCAUGCGCGUGGUGCAUCAUUUCAGGGAUACGCGCAAGAAGGCUCCUAUGGUUGCCAAGUUCUCCAAGUUUGUGGAGCAUGACGACUCACUGGACUAUGUCAGGCUGUUUGUCAAGAACACGUUGCAGACCCGCAUGUUGGCACACUCCUUCCAGCAUGCUCUGGCGGAGGCCUUUCAGCACAAAGCCGGCCGAGCUCGCGAAAGGCGACGGCAGAGCCAACUCCAAAAGCUUGGCAUCCGCAAAGCUCCAGAGGCCCGAGUGCCGCAGCUUGUGUGCUGCACUCGGUGCUUCGUGUACCAAGGUGCAGUCAAAGGCGCGCCUUCCAACGUUUUCAUCGCGGAGGAGUUCCUGAGGGGCUCCGCGGAGCAGGGCUUCGUGAAGUGGAUCAACAACCGCGGGAGAUUUUGGUGCCGGCGAGCAGCGCGAACUACAGCAUGGCGCCGGAGGCCUUUGCGCAUUUCUGCCUGGACUCCACGCAUGGUCGAAUGA